AUGGGUAAAGGAGGGCAUAAUACAAGUAUUGAUGGUAAUCAUGAUCAACAAUUAGAUACAGCAACAUUACCAACACAUGUACGAUUGCCAACAUUAUCCGAAAUAAAAGUUAAAAUUCCAGCUCAUUGUUUUCGUCCAACUGUUCGUCAAUCGAUGAGCCAUGUUAUUAAGGAUAUUAUCUACGUUGCCCUAACAUUUUUUGUCAUGUAUCAAAUACAGAAAUUCUUUAAAUAUGGAUUUUUAUUUUUUCCUAUUUAUUGGUAUAUACAAGGAACCCUUUAUACAUCAUUUUUUGUACUCGGGCAUGAUUGUGGACAUGGAAGUUUUAGUUUCUAUCCGUUAUUAAACGAUAUUGUCGGUACAAUAUUACAUUCAUGGAUAUUAGCACCUUAUUAUACAUGGAAGCUUACACAUAAUCAUCAUCAUAAAAAUACAAAUAAUAUUGAUAAAGACGAAGUUUUCUAUCCACAACGUGGUACACCACAUGAACCAUCAUUUACCGAUGAUCUUUUAUUUUGGCUUCCUGGUUGUGGAUGGUUUUAUUAUUUAUUUUGUGGUUAUACACCGAGACCAGUCAAUCAUUUUAAUCCACUCGAACCAUUAUUCUAUAAUAAACAUUUAAUUGGUGUUUGUCUUUCACUCGGUACUUAUUUAGGAAUGUGCUAUUUAAUGUAUCUUUAUGCAUGUUCUUUCGGUUUCAUUAGUUUACUUACUUAUCAUCUUAUACCAGUGUUUAUUUUUGCAUGUUAUAUGGUUAUUAUAACAAUGUUACAUCAUACGGAAAUUGAUGUUCCAUGGUAUGCCGAUUCUGAAUGGAAUAAUGUUAAAGGACAAUUAUCAACUGUUGAUCGUCAUUAUGGUCAUGUACAUUCAGUAAUUCAUUCAAUUGGUACACAUCAAAUUCAUCAUCUUUUUACAAAAGUACCACAUUAUCAUUUAGAAGAAGCAACUGUAGCUUUUCGAAAAGCUUUUCCUGAUCUUGUACGAAUCAAUGAAGAACCAGUUUUGGUUGCAUUUGCACGAAUGUUUAAAAUCUUUAUUACACAACGUGGUAUUGAGAAAGAUGUUCGCGUAUUUUCAUAUUCAGACAAUACCAACAAAAACAAGAAAAAAUCUUCAUAA
Adineta steineri is the source of this 1122-nucleotide messenger RNA. The record is from the annotation of a GenBank genome assembly. NCBI's taxonomy places the organism in Eukaryota, Metazoa, Rotifera, Eurotatoria, Adinetida, Adinetidae.